AUGGAGGUUCACCACAAUGGUGAAUUUAGGGAGAAGCCAAACAAAGUUUACAUUGAAGGACAUAUGGAUUGCAUAAAUGACUGUGAUGUUAACUUGAUGUCGCUUAUUGAAAUGGAUGAUAUAGCCUCUACUAUUGGAUAUGCUCCAUACAUUGGAUAUUAUUACAGAAUUCUUGAUGGUGAUGUCUCAGUUGAUAAGGGGAAAAGGGUAAGAUCAAAGUGUGAUGAAUUAGACAGUGAAUACCAACUUGACUCUGAAUCUAGUGACUAUGAUUUUUUGGGUUUGCUUCUAGCAUUGACUGAGAGAGUACCAGUAUCUGAGUAUAGGCAUUAUGCUAGGCACAUGCUAAACAAUUUCAUUAGACACUUUAAAGGAUUGGAUAUUAGGAAGAAAUUUUGGAAAUGUGCUAAGGCAACACAUAUUUUAGAAUUUGACUAUGAAAUGAAAAUGGUGAAAGAAGAAGAAGAGAAGGCAUUUGAUUAG
This is a messenger RNA of Ilex paraguariensis (yerba mate), 483 nucleotides long. The record is from the annotation of a GenBank genome assembly. Lineage: Eukaryota; Viridiplantae; Streptophyta; Magnoliopsida; Aquifoliales; Aquifoliaceae.